AUGCGACGCCUUAUAUCACGUUUUGCGGCACUGGCCCCGCUACUUGCUUCGAGGUUUCAGCCCACCAGUGCAUCUAUUCCUCAAUAUGUAUAUGACUAUGCUCCCCUAGUGUGGCUUCAUAGCCAAGAUCCAUACCGGCCUGGCGAUCUCCAAGCGCAGUUAGACAAUACAAUCCCUAAAGUCAAUUGGACGGCGAUACAAAAUGCCCCCUCGCCAGUCACUUUAGACAACUUAGAUCAGCUCAAUAGUCUGGGCAAUACCAGUGUAUACUUGACCUCUCAUGAAGGGAUUGAUGCCAGCCCUGAGCCCGCCUGGUUUCGAGGGAUCACCCCGGACUCACAAGGGCGGACGGGCAAUGGCACGGGCAGUGCAAUUAUUGUCGUGGAUCAUGGUUCUGGGAAUGUGGAUGCCUUUUACUUCUAUUUCUUUGCAUACAACAAGGGUGACAAAGUCUUGGGAUUGGAGUUUGGAGAUCACAUUGGUGACUGGUAUGGAGCACAACAUGAUCCGCUUCGCAAACGGCACCCCCAGGCUAUGUGGUAUAGCCAGCACGCCAGCGGCCAAGCAUAUACCUACGAGGCUAUGGAGAAGAGGGGCAAGCGGCCAAUAUCAUAUUCCGGAAAUGGCACCCACGCCAACUACGCCACUGCAGGGACGCACGACCAUACUCUUCCGGGUAUUACUCUCCCGGUUGGCUUUCUGCUCGAUUACACCGAUCAAGGCAUUCUCUGGGACCCGAUACUCAAUGCCUACACCUACACCUAUGACCCGUCCACACAAGUCUUUGCAGCCGCCACCGUUGAGCCCGUCGCCUGGCUGAACUUUAAUGGCCGCUGGGGCGAUGACCAGCCGCCAAACGAGCCGUCUAUCUUCGGCGAAGCCAAAUAUGUCGCAGGCCCGAAUGGACCAAAAUUCAAGUCGUUGAAUAGAACGCACGUGUGCCCAUCCACACCGUGUAUCGUGCUGCCGUUCCGUCUCUUUGCGGUAAACUCGACUGCUCCGUAG
This is a messenger RNA of Penicillium macrosclerotiorum, 1005 nucleotides long. RefSeq lists its product as uncharacterized. The record is from RefSeq and is a predicted model, not a curated record. The transcript is spliced from 5 exons. Bases 1 to 1005 code for a protein of 334 amino acids. NCBI's taxonomy places the organism in Eukaryota, Fungi, Ascomycota, Eurotiomycetes, Eurotiales, Aspergillaceae.